This is a messenger RNA of Loxodonta africana (African savanna elephant), 6253 nucleotides long. It is a transcript of the gene OTOA, whose product is annotated as otoancorin. NCBI's taxonomy places the organism in Eukaryota, Metazoa, Chordata, Mammalia, Proboscidea, Elephantidae. The record is from RefSeq and is a predicted model, not a curated record. Gene Ontology annotation, cellular component: cell surface. Gene Ontology annotation, biological process: cell-matrix adhesion. The coding region runs from base 1 to 3825 and encodes 1274 amino acids. The transcript is spliced from 30 exons.
AUGGCCUCCAGGGCCCGGCCUCAGCUACUCUGCUACCUCAAAGUGUUUGGAUUUUCCCCAGUGGCCGCCGCAGGGAAGGCCAGGUCGCGGAGCUGGAGGCAGGUGCUGGCGCCCGAGCCAGCGGUGGGUGGGGGCGCCCGGGCUGUGUUCCUGCCUCCUCGCCCCGCGCGCUGCGCCCGGCUCGUUGCGGCGGACCCGGCACCACAGGUGAGGCGCGCGCGGGUGCAAAGCGCAGGGGACACGGGCCGGCGCAGCUCAGCUUUCUGGGGCGCGGCCUUGGGGCUCGCCGCUGGGCCUCCCCAGGGAAGCGAGAGGCACAAACUCUGUAUGAAGUUUUUUUUUUUUUUUUUAAAUACAAACCUGAAUCACUUCUCUGCUUGUAUUAACCACAGGAGAAUAUCCCAGGACCCUAGGAUGUACUCCCUUUUCCUGUUCCUUUUUCUGAGCCAUGCAGUGGCGAAUUGGAGAGUUCCAAAUUCCAGGCAGGAUUUGCAUCCAUUGUUGCAAAAAAUGGCAGAAGAAAUAAUAGAGGGAAGCUACCUGAAUGCAUUACUGGAUCUCAUACAGUUUCAAAGAUCCCAUGUGUGGACAGCAGACCUGCCCCGCAGAGUCCUGGCCUAUCUGAAUUCGAGGAAUGUCGCCUUCACCCUCGCCAGCCUGCAGGCAGCCAUGGAAAAUCACCUGGAGCAGCGUUUGUACCAGCCCCAGAAGCUACUGGAGGACCUGAGGGAAACAGAUGCCCAGCAGUUCCGUACCGCCAUGAAAUGCCUCUUAGAAGACAAGAAGGACCGCUUGGAGCUGGAGGACAUUGUCAUUGACUUGGGAGAGAUUCGGGAACAAGCCUUGCAGAGCCCUGGUGUGAACCGCAGCCUGUUUCUUGUCACACUGGAGAGAUGUUUCCAGGUGCUGAAUGCCUUAGAGUGUGUGAAGAUCCUGGGCAGGGUGCUGAGGGGUUCCUCAGGCAGCUUUCUCCAGCCAGACAUCACACAGAGGCUUCCCCGGGACCUUCGUGAAGACGCUUUUAAGAACCUAUCUGCGGUGUUCAAAGAUCUCUACGACCAAACCUCGGCUCAUACCCAGCGAGCUCUCUACUCCUGGAUGACUGGGAUUUUGCAGACAUCUUCCAACGCCACCAGUGACUCUGUUUCAUGGGUCAGUGCAGAAAACUUAUGGAUUUUGGGCAGAUACAUGGUUCACCUGUCAUUUGAAGAAAUUAUGAAAAUUAGUCCUACAGAAAUUGGGCUGUUUAUCAGCUAUGACAACGCCACCAAGCAGUUGGACACAGUUUACGACAUCACCCCCCGGUUGGCCCAGGCGUUUCUGGAUAGGAUCAGCUCCUCCAAUUUCGACAUGAGGAAUACCUCUACCAUCCACAGGUUGGGGCUGCUGGUUUGUUUCUACGAUGACCUUGACUUUCUGGACACCGCUGUGGCCCGAGUCCUCCUUCACCAGAUGGUCAAGUGCAGCCACCUGAGGGGCUUCCAGGCCGGCAUUCAGAAGCUCAAAGCCGACCUCCUGGACAUUGCCACCAAGAACCAGACCCUCAAUGAGACGCUGGGUUCUUUGUCGGAUGCCGUUGUGGGGUUGACCUGUGAUCAGCUGGAAUCCCUCUCCCCUAUGGCUGUGCACCGCGCCAUCUCCACCCUCAACCAGGUCUCAGGCUGGGCCAAGAGCCAGGUCAUCAUCUUGUCUUCGAAGUACUUGGCCCAUGAGAAGGUGCUAUCCUUCUACAACGUCAGCCAGAUGGGCGUGCUGCUGGCUGGGGUCAGCACCCAGGCCUUGUACAGCAUGGACCGCAAGGACCUCGUGCAGUUCAUGAGAAGCACUGCGUCCCAGCACCUGUCCCAUCUGUCGCCUGCCCAGCAGCAGGGAGUCCUCAGCAAGUUUUGGCAGAUGACCGAAGCAGGAGAUGCUGCCUCAGCCCUUGGAGAUAUACGAGGGGUUUUCUUUAAGGAAGUGUCUCUGUUCGAUUUGUGGAGGGAACCUGGAUUCAACUCUACAGUUCUAAAGGAAAAGGAGCUGCGAAGGAGUCAGGCUUUGUUCCUGUAUGAGCUUCUGUCAAAGACAACAAGAAGGCCCGAUGAGCUCCUGAGCGCAGGGCAGCUGGUCAAAGGUGUGCAGUGCUCACACAUUGAGACCAUGAGCUCGGACACCUUCCUGGCCCAUUUCCAAUAUUUUGAGAACAACCUCUCCUUGCUAUCACCAUAUCAGGUUAAUUGCUUGGCGUGGAAAUACUGGCAAGUUUCCAGGUCUUCUAUGCCGCCAUUUCUUUUGGCCACACUCCCGGCCCGCUACUUGGCUUCAGUCCCAGCUUCCCAGUGUGUGCCCUUUGUGAUCAGCCUGGGCAAAAGUCAAUUGGACUCCUUGGUUUUAGAUUCUCACAAAAAGAAUUUGGUCCUCAGGAAAGUGCAGCAGUGCCUGAACGACUCCACUGCCGACGAGUACGCCGUGGACAUGCUGGGGAGCCUGCUCUGCCACUUGCCGGCAGCCAUCAUGGAGCACGGGAUCACGCCCAGGGCCUGGGCUACCGCCCUGCACGGCCUCAGAGACUGUGCAGACCUCAGCCCGGAGCAGAAGGCUGUGGUGCGGCGCAGGCUCCUGGAGCAGCACGGACUCCCUCAGAACUGGACAGCUGAGACCACGAAGGACUUGGGACCUUUUCUGGUGCUUUUUUCAGGAGAUGAAUUAAGCUCUAUCACCACAAAGUUCCCUGAUAUCUUUCAACAAACAGCUUCCAAGAUGACCAGGACCCUGCCCCCCAAAGAAUUCCUCUGGGCUGUCUUUGAAUCUGUUCGAAACAGCAGUGAUGAGAACCCCAGCUCUGACCCCAGCUCUGGUUGCCAUGGAGUUGCUGCUCCCUCUACGGAUGACAUCCUCAAGUUGGCCGAAGCCAAUGCCUGCUGGACCCCCGACGCCCUGCUCUGCAUGGGGGAGGACACGUUCAUUAGGAAUGUGGAGCUUCUGGGCACGAUCAAGGGUUUCAGCCGGCCUCAACUGAUAGCCCUGAAGGAGAAGGCAAUACAGGUUUGGGAUGUGCCAUUUUACUGGAGACAGCACCAUAUUGUCUCCCUGGGACGCAUUGCUCUGGCUCUUAAUGAGAGUGAGUUGGAGCAGCUGGACCUCAGCUCCAUUGACACAGUGGCUUCCCUAAGCCAGCAGACAGAAUGGACCUCAGGACAGGCUAAAUCCAUUCUGCAAGGAUUCCUGGAAGAUUCAGGCUAUGCUAUCCAGGAUCUGAAGAGCUUUCACUUAGUAGGACUUGGUGCAACCCUGUGUGCUAUGAAUAUCACUGAAAUCCCGCUUAUAAAGAUCUCAGAAUUCAGAGUGGUGGUGGCCAGGAUCGGGACCCUGUUCUGCAGCACCCAUGUUUUGGCUGAGUUUAAGAGGAAGGCAGAAGUCGUUUUUGGGGAUCCCACUGAGUGGACCAGCUCCAUCUUGCAGGAGCUCGGGACUAUUGCAGCUGGAUUAACUAAGGAAGAACUCCAAAUGCUCGACAAAGACUUGAUGCCGUAUUUCCAGCCAUCAGCAGUAAAAUGCCUUCCUGAUGAGAUAUUCAAAGAGCUGUCGCCAGAGCAGAUCGCCUCCUUGGGCCCCGAGAAUGCGGCGGCAGUGACCGACGCCCAGCGCCGGCAGCUCAGCAUGCUGCAGCGGCAGAGCCUCCAGCUGGCGCUAGAUGGCGCCAAGACCCGCUCCUGGCUGGACGCGCCCCUGAGCGCCAGCCCCACCCGGGCCCCCACCUCGCGUUCUCCCCUAGGAGUGGCCAUCUGCUGGGGUCUUUGGCUUGGCUGCCCUCUGCUGGCUCUAAUGCCCAAGCCCCUGUGGUGAGCGGUGUGAGCAUUUCGCCCUUCCGGUGCCCUGUGCAGCUGGCUAAGGCCUGUCAAGACAGAGGGCCCACCAGACUGUGGGAGACCCCUGCCUGGACCCAGAGCCUCAAACAGGACAGGGGGGCCCUGGGGCCCUGAUAUUUCAAAGGCACCCCAAGGAAAAAGUAAUUAUUAAAAAUGAUCUGGCAAGUUCUGAAGCUGGCCUGUGUCCUGAGCAGGGGGCCAGUCUCUGCCCUGCUGCAGGCUUUUCCCCUCCCCUGCUUGGAGACAGAAACUGUGGGGAGGGAAAUAGGGUGCCAGUUUUCUGCCAGUAGAGUGAAGACUUUACACAGCAGUUACUGCCCCCCUUCUGAGAGAGGGGGUGCAGGAAAAAGGCACCAUUUCAGCCAGGGCCAGAUCUGGGUCCUACACUGGCUUGAUUUCACUUCCCUGGAGCUACGGGCUGCAUUGGAUUUUUCCUUCUUAGAUAUUUAGCAGAGCUGACGUAAAUGAAUCCCUCAGCUAUAGCCGAUAUCCCUGAUUGCUGGGACUAAUUGAUGUUUUGGUGGGCAUUGCAUUGCUGGGAAAUUAAAACAUUUAACAUGGCUCAACGUUAAAUCAAUUUUUAAAUACAUUUUCCAGAUGCCUUCCAUUUCCUGUGAAGUUAUCAGUUAAGCUUUCAAAGUGUCCCUUUUUUGGGGGGGAGUGGAGGUGGUGGCUCUUUCCCUUCUUUUUUAAGUUACUCUGAGCUUUGGGAGGUUUGAAAUAAUAGUAAUAAAAAGAUAGAUUGUGUAAGUCAGUCACCCAUUUGAUUAUACCACCGCAGAGCCAAUCCCAACCCAUUGACCCCAUCCUUUUGGAGGCUGGGGUGAAGUCACUUCUGGAAAUCCCCAGGAUGCCUGUGGCCUUAGGCUCAGGAGGUCAGAGCUCAGACAGGUGGCCAGCAGUGAUGCUCUGCUACCUCCCAGGUGUCCCACGUUCUCGAAGGCAGCAAUAAAGCCACUUGGCAUGAUAUUCCUCGGGUGGCUCCUCAGAUAUCCUGGGUGCUUCUUUCCUGCCACCAGGAAGUCCUGCGUUCUCUUCCAAGUCACACAUCGUGGCUGACGUCUCAUCUGGAGAUGAGAAGAAAAGCCUGCUUGAGUUUCCAAAAAACGUGUAGUGUUCUGUAAGAGCUGGGCAGGUUUUACACAGCGGCAUCCGUAGGUGUAGAGACUGGUGUGUUUUCAGAUGUCACAUGGGGUUAUUACAGAAAAUAAAGGGAUCGAGUACGAAAGGCAGGGUCUUGUAAGUGCUAUUCAGGGCCUGAUUUGGCUCUUUUUCAUCCUGGUGGGGAAGUGGCAACUAGUGUUUUUUCCCAAGCACGGAUCAUUUAUUUCGUUACAAACAACACCAGCUGGCCCCCCAUUGAGCUGGGCUGGUCCAGCUGCUUGGAGGGGUGCUGGAUGAGAACCUGCCAACACAGAUUCCCAUCGGAAUGGCCUUGCAUCUCACCCAGCGUCCUUGAUUUAUACCAGCUUUGGGUAUCCUGGGCAACUGAAGGGAAAUCAGAGAAAUAGCCUUCCUUCAGGUCAGGCUUCAAACUGCCAACUUCAUGUCACUUUUGCAUUUCACCUUCACUCCUGACCUCCUGUUUCUGCCGUAAUUCCUGGUUCAUUCUGCCAUCUUGGGAGGCCAUCUCUGCAUCAAGCUCUGCCCUAAGGGCUUUGUUUGUAUCGUUAGCUCAUUUCAUCAUCAAGAUGACCCUGCCAGUAGGUGCUGCGGUGAUUCUCAUUGUCCAGAUGAGGGGACUAAGCCCAGGCGCUAGUCUAAGGCCUCACAGAUGGUAAGGAUUUAAAUCUUACCUUCUUUAUGUCAUGGUCCCUGGGCGGCACAAACAAUUUGCCCUCGACUAGGAUCUUUAGUAACCUAAAGGUUGGUGGCUCGAACCUACCCAGCAGUGCCUUGCAAGAAAGGCCUGGCAUUCUGCUUCCGUAAAAAUUAGAGCCAAGAAAACCCUGGGAGCAGUUCUACUCUGCAACACAUGGGGUCGCCAUGAGUCGAAAUGGACUCAAUGGCAAUGGGUUUGGUUUUUGGUUUCCUUUAUCUCUUCACAAUGCUACCUCCUGGAUGGGUGCCCUUCAGCUUCUCUAACAAGUUAGAUCAGAGAGAGAUUUUAUAAAUCCCUCUCUUUCCCCUCUGGCGGGAGGCCAGCUUGCCUCACAGCACACAUAAUUGGUGAUUGCCUCAGGCACAAAGACAAAUCGAGCUUAUGCCCUGCAGGACCCCUGAGGUCUCAGGUUGAAAUGCACAGUCCUUUGCACGUAGGAAAGCAGCAGGUCACGCUGGCAGGUGUGGCUCCUGUCUACCUCUCAAGGUCAGCCCUGCCACUGAAUUCCCACCCUUUGUCUUUGACCACUUCCCCCAGCUGUAUGGAGGGAUCAGGGUCCCCUGCAUGCAGGUUACAGUGUCUG